Messenger RNA from Salmo salar (Atlantic salmon), 1342 nucleotides. RefSeq names its product gamma-crystallin S-1. Gene Ontology annotation, molecular function: structural constituent of eye lens. NCBI's taxonomy places the organism in Eukaryota, Metazoa, Chordata, Actinopteri, Salmoniformes, Salmonidae. The record is from RefSeq and is a predicted model, not a curated record. Gene Ontology annotation, biological process: lens development in camera-type eye; visual perception.
AUUCAGUUGUAAGCGAAAACGCCAAAUGGAUGCUUAAGAGUUUAACAUCUGGUGAAAUAUCUGGCUCAUUGUUCCAUCUGCGGUGGUAACACAGGCUCUGGGAUGAGGACAGGCCUGUCCUGUUGACCUCCACAGUCAUGAUGGGUAAGAUCAUCUUCUACGAGGGCAGGAAUUUUGAGGGACGCCACUAUGAGUGCAGUGGUGACUGCGCUGACAUGCACUCCCACUUCUCCCGAUGUAACUCCAUUCGGGUGGACAGUGGGUGCUGGAUGGCCUAUGAGAAGCCUAACUUUUCUGGGUACCAGUACAUGCUGACAAGGGGGAAGUACCCUGACCACCAUCGCUGGUCCGGCUUCAACGACUGCAUCCGCUCCUGUCGCAUAAUCCCAGCUUACAACGGAAACUACAGGAUGAAGAUCUUUGAGAGAUCAGACUUUGGGGGAAAGAUGAUGGAGCUGAGCGACGACUGCCCCAACCUGCAGGACCGCUUCCACCGGAGAGACAUUUCCUCCUGCAAUGUUAUGGAGGGCUACUGGAUCCUCCACGAGCACCCAAACUACAGGGGCCAUCAGUACUUCCUGCGCCCUGGCGAGUACAACAAGCACAGCGACUGGGGCAGCAUGAGCUCCACCAUCGGCUCAGUGCGUCGCGUCACAGAGCUGAAGCAAAACAACCAAUAAAGCUGGCUCUAGAUCGCUCUGUCUAGCCAGGCUAGAUCUGUCUGACAGCCUGCAGAAGUCUAUACAUAUGUAGAGGGGAUGCCAACAUGAGUCAAUCUCAGAAUAUGGUUGAUAUCAGGGAAUAAUGAGAUUGUCCUUCAGUAAUUAGACCACUUACUGAGAAUAUGGCUGGGCUGAAGAAAGCAAGCAUUGGAUUGGAAUCCUGGUGUAGAUUUGUAUACAAGAACAUUUAAAGGGCUUUAUGCAGACAUAAGUCAAUUUAUACAUACCAUCCCCUCACAUUGAAUAAUAAACCAGUGGACUGCAGGGACAGUAUAUUUCAUUGUGUCACUAAUGCAGCAUGCAGCAGCAAAGACAGUUGCAAUUUCUUCCAACUGAGCCUGCUUAAAUUGAGGUGUUUUUUUUUUUUUUUUUUACAUUAUUCUGACCUAUAUCGAAACAAGUGAACUUCAUGUGUCUAUGACAAAGUAACUUUGUUAACUUGUCAAUGUAGCACUGUUUGGAAUAUAACAAAAAUCUUACCAGUUGAUGUUUGAAGUGUGAGGCAAUUCAAUGUUGGUGUUUUUGACGUUCACUAGAAGUAAAUCAAGUUUGAGCAAUCAGAUAUCAAUCACAAUAAUUAAUCAUAUCAACAAAAAAACAAAUAAAGGGGUACAAAAAUA